CUUUCUCUUCGCUACACUUCUGUAUUCAGCCUUUAAUUUCAUUAUUAAUUCAUCACAUUGAUUUAUUCUCGAUCGAGGGUUUCCUUUUCUGUGUGACGUCAUCGGUUUCCAGGGCAGACGGAAUGUCUGGUCGUCUCCAAGGCAACGGAAAGCGUCAGCUGCAACAGUCCAUAACGUUCAACCAGCAUUAGCUUCUUUUACUGGAGAUUUUGAGCCUCAUUUUUUUUAUCUGUUUGCUGUUGUAGUUGUUUGCUUUUCUGAGAUUUAAGAAAGCGUACAUUUAUAUUUUUCUGAAUGGAGUCUCUUGGAGUAUCAUCGGCUCAACACCUGCAGGCACUUUCUGCCUUAUUAUCAACUCAGCAGCUGGAGGAAGAAGAAGAAGAAUGUGGAAAUGUGCCAUCCUCUGCACGGCUUGGUCCUGGACAUAUUGGCCCCCUGCCCAAAAAAGAUAAAGAAGUGUCAACUACCUACAUGAAGAAGGACAGCAAAGAUAUCUGGAGUCCGGAAGAGGUGGCUGAGGGCUCCCAGUACGAUGAUCUUUCUGACCCACGGCCACAGCCUGAGUAUGAAGUAAUCCUCAAGCAGAGUGUGGGGACAGAGGAUCUGUUCUUGGGCUUGAAUGGAAAGGAUCCAUCCUCCAUGUGCUGUGAGGCUAUGCUGGUGAAAAUAAAACUCCCAGAGACUAAAGCAACUGAUGUCGUCCUGGAUGUAAAAGAAAAAUUCCUUGAUCUGCGGACGCCAAAAUAUAAACUGGGUCUUCAUCUCCCACAUCCCACUCACAGCCCCGGGGGUAAGGCUCAGUUCUUCAGUGAGACGGAGGAACUGGAGGUGACUCUGCCAAUGAAACGCCCCAUGGAUUUUCUCAUCAUGCAAUAGGAAUGAAUGACAACAACCAACAAGGAUUGAAAAGACACAUAGAUGUGAAAAACAGUGAACAGUAGGAGAUGAAGCACACACGCUGUGAAGUGGUCAUGGAGAAAAAACUGCUUAUCAUUUCUCUGACCAUCUCUUUACACAUUUCAUGGUUAUUUCACAUCUCUGCUCACAGACUCAAUGACCAAUAAAAUGUGAGUUUGUA
Messenger RNA from Labrus mixtus (cuckoo wrasse), 1078 nucleotides. It is a transcript of the gene dnaaf6, whose product is annotated as dynein axonemal assembly factor 6. The record is from RefSeq and is a predicted model, not a curated record. Gene Ontology annotation, molecular function: dynein intermediate chain binding; protein-folding chaperone binding. Gene Ontology annotation, cellular component: cytoplasm. Lineage: Eukaryota; Metazoa; Chordata; Actinopteri; Labriformes; Labridae. Gene Ontology annotation, biological process: flagellated sperm motility; axonemal dynein complex assembly. The transcript has 6 exons. The coding region runs from base 295 to 876 and encodes 193 amino acids.